AUGUCUGCUAUUCCGGCUCUUUCGACUGGGUCUCCGAACCCUCGUCGCACACCCGCUUCCAACAAGCCUUUGAACGAGGAAAACAUCAAGGUUGGCAAAGAGGAUACCUCUACUGCCAAUCAGGAACCGGAUGUCUCCAUGUCUCAGAAGAAGUCGGUCUCUGCUCUCUCGACCUCUUCCUUAGCCAACCAGAGCUAUCCUAAGAAGAUGAAGCUUAGUCACGACUCCUCAUCAGGUCCUUCUAGCUCUCCUGAUCCCAUGGACCACCUACUGGAGAAGCUCUCCCAACAGCAAACUGCACUCCACAAACAGGGAGAUGCUUUGAAGACCUCUGAAGGGAACUGUAUGUACCCUCCUGCCCUGGACCAUGCACCCUCGAGCAACUCGGUACCAAUUACACCUGCGAAUGAGAACUUCGGUAGCACAGGCCCGACCACUCGGCCGGCCAGUGCGGCUUUGAAUGAUGGGAGUCCCAGCGACGAGGAGGUCCUUCGCUUGAAGCUGCAACUUGCCCAAGCUCAGAACAAAAUCACUCGACUCGACCACGAGCUUGCUCAGAGCCGCCACACCCGACCCGGACUAGAGCAUGCCAUGGGUGGCUCUCCGCUAGAUGCAGAUUUCCCUUCUGGAUUCCAGGUUCCUCCUCCUAACCCAUCGCGAGUCCCGGGUCCUACGACCCUUGGUGUUAGCACUCAGCAGGCAAUUGGCAGGGAAGGUGGUCAUUCCUGGUCUACUUUUGAUGACUCUCGGUCGGAUACCAGUGAUGCCUUAUCAGCUACGGGCUUCAACCGCUCUCGUAACAUCUGGGGGCCAAGCAAGAGUGCUCAAGGCUCUUUCCAGGGCGGUUUCCCAGGACCCGAUUUACACCAGAACAACCAAUGGAGUGGACGUGGUGCUAGUCAGGGGUACAUGGAUCAUAGCCUGACCUAUGAGCCCGCGGCUUCUGGUGGCUAUCGUGGAGAUCGCUUGACGCCGGAUUAUGACAUGACAAUUCGACCCGCCGGCAACCGACGGAACAACCGAAUUGAUAAUCGCCUUGGAAUGCCCGCUUUUAGUGCACAGUCAGGAUUCGGAGGUGGUUACAACUACGGUAGUGGUCAGUACGGAUCUGAUCAUGGCAUGCCUGGACCGACCCCGGCUCCGACUGGUUCGGGAAUUUACUCUACCUAUCAGCCUACCGCUGUCGGUACACCGCUUUCGCCCCUGGCGAGUGAGUUCACGUCAGUUACGGGUAGUGCACCUUGGAAGUCGGAGCCCGGAGCUUCUGAAGGCCAGACCUAUCUACCCACUACGGAACCUCUGAACUACCGCCGCCUACUUGAUCGCAAUGUCAACUGCAAUUGGAAGUACAUCGUUGAUAAGAUUGUCUGCAACAAUGACCAGCAAGCGUCGAUUUUCUUGCAGCAGAAACUCAAGGUCGGAACGCCAGACCAGAAGUAUGAGAUAGUAGAAGCAAUUGUUGCCCAGGCUUACCCACUGAUGGUUAAUCGCUUUGGCAACUUCUUGGUACAACGAUGCUUCGAGCAUGGAACCCCGGAGCAGGUGGUCAAGAUUGCAGAGGCCAUUAGAGGAUGCACACUCAACCUCUCAAUGGACCCAUUCGGCUGCCAUGUAGUCCAGAAGGCGUUUGAUUCCGUCCCGGAAGAUUACAAAGCCAUUAUGGUCCACGAAUUACUCCGACGCAUCCCGGAGACUGUUAUCCAUCGAUAUGCAUGCCACGUCUGGCAGAAGCUCUUCGAGCUGAGAUGGACCGAGUCCCCACCUCAAAUCAUGAAGUACGUGAACGAUGCGCUCCACGGCAUGUGGCACGAGGUUGCUCUUGGAGAGACGGGAAGCCUGGUCGUCCAGAAUAUCUUCGAGAAUUGCCUCGAAGAGGACAAGCGUCCUUGCAUUGAGGAGGUCCUCGCCAACAUCGAUAUUGUUGCUCAUGGCCAGUUUGGAAACUGGUGCAUCCAGCACAUCUGUGAGCAUGGCGCGCCAGCUGACCGAAGCAGAGCAAUUGACCACGUCAUUCGCUACGCAGCAGAGUACAGUAUGGACCAGUAUGCUUCCAAGGUAGUUGAGAAGUGCCUGAAGAUCGGCGGAGCUGAUUUCCUGGCACGAUACCUUGACCGAGUCUGCGAAGGCCGCGUAGACCGUCCCCGAAUCCCUUUGAUUGAUAUUGCUAGCGACCAGUAUGGCAACUAUCUCAUUCAGUGGAUAUUGACUCAUGCCUCCCCUCAACACCGCGAGAUCGUUGCCGCGCAUAUUAGAAAGCACAUGGUGUCUCUCCGUGGAUCCAAAUUUGGAUCUCGUGUCGGAAUGCUCUGCACUAACCCGGCUGUGGCCACUCGACCGGGACCUGGUGUUAGUACUGGCUUAGGACGCAUGCCCACGGGUCCUCGAUACAAUGGCCGUGCUUACCAAUAA
Molecule: messenger RNA, 2409 nt
Organism: Daldinia loculata
Lineage: Eukaryota; Fungi; Ascomycota; Sordariomycetes; Xylariales; Hypoxylaceae
Product: ARM repeat-containing protein
Exons: 5
Coding region: 1-2409 (802 amino acids)
Biological process (GO): post-transcriptional regulation of gene expression
Cellular component (GO): cytoplasm
Molecular function (GO): mRNA 3'-UTR binding
Source: RefSeq, a predicted model, not a curated record